AUGGAGAACCUUCUUCUGUUAUAUACCAUCCCUAAGAUACUCGAUUCAGACUCUGCCUCAGAGAACUGUUUCUUAGGGAAAGGUAGAACCAAAGAAAGAGAUGCUGUAUACGAAUCACUCACAUAUUCUUCUGAUGACAGUAUGAUGAAAGUUGUAAGCUGUGUUCGGGGGGAGUUAUUGUCUAUCGCCGGCCUCUAUGGUAGAAUCAGUCGCAAGCUCCAGAGGCGGUGGUUUACCCUGUGGCGGAUGUCAGCGGUUCGAGUCCGCUUAUCUCCAACUCGUGAGCUUAGUCGGUACAAGCUUACGAUAGCACCCAAUUUUUCCUGA
Messenger RNA from Dovyalis caffra, 327 nucleotides. NCBI's taxonomy places the organism in Eukaryota, Viridiplantae, Streptophyta, Magnoliopsida, Malpighiales, Salicaceae. The record is from the annotation of a GenBank genome assembly.